Messenger RNA from Trichoderma asperellum CBS 433.97, 585 nucleotides. NCBI's taxonomy places the organism in Eukaryota, Fungi, Ascomycota, Sordariomycetes, Hypocreales, Hypocreaceae. The record is from RefSeq and is a predicted model, not a curated record.
AUGUCACGCUCCAUUGGUUUUCUAACAACGCUUCCUCUCGUGCCAUCGACCAGAGCCAUUCCGAGAUUCCACUCCUUCAGCACUCUCGGUGCUGCCCUCUUGAAAAACCUCCCGCCCCGUCCAAAACCUCCGCCAGACUCCGAAAUCGAAGAAUCCUACCUCAAAGGCAGCGGCCCCGGCGGCCAAAAGAUUAACAAAACCAAUUCCGCAGUACAGCUCAAGCACAUCCCCACCGGCAUCGUCGUCAAGUCCCAAGCCACUCGAUCACGCAGCCAAAAUCGCAAACUAGCUCGCGAGAUAUUGGCGCAGAAGGUAGAUGAAUUCAUCAAUGGCGACCAGAGCCGCUCAGCCAUAGUCGGAGCGAUAAAGAAGAAGAAAGCAGAUAGUGCGGCCAAAAAGAGUCGACGAAAGUACAGGCGACUAGAAGAGGAGGAGGAAGUGGCCAACGCCGAAGUCGCCGCCACCCUUGAAGAUAAUCCGGACGAGAUUGCCGAACAAAGUAGUGACACAACCAACCUGGGCAGGAUUCCCAACAUAGGCAUUCAUAAUAACUACAGGCUAGAGCCCCUUCAUUGGGCAACAUAA